AUGGCUUAAAACGGAUACUCAUUAAUUAAUUUUUAGAUGAAAUAGCUAGUCGUAUUAGCAUUAAUGCUAAGCUUGGCUUUGAGUACAAGCAUAACAUCGCCUUAACUAUUGGUGGAGUUGUAGUCCAGAACAGAAAAUGUGAUAGACGAUGGCGUUGAUCUAUUGGAACAACUUCUUGCUACAACAGAAUAGUAAUAUGAGCAAGUCAUCCAAGAGAAUGAAGCUGAAUAGCAACAAUUAAAAGAUUAAGUGGCAUCAAAGGAGUAAUAACUUUACGAUCUUUAAAACACUUGUAUGGUGAUGUCUGACGACUUGGCCUUGCUCAAAUAAUAAAUUGAAUUACAUGGAGAUGACACCGCAUACUUCAGAAAUGAAAUCAUAAAAGACAAUCGUAGAAUUGAAGUACUUGAAGAGCUUCGUUGCUAAUAAAGCAAGAAUUGGUUGAAUUUCAUCAAAUCAAGCAAAUACAUUCUUAAUUUGAUUGAGUUUUUUAAGAAGAGCCAUUUAAAAUUAUGGAUCAUUCGCUGAAAUCUAAAACUUCUCA
Molecule: messenger RNA, 544 nt
Organism: Paramecium tetraurelia
Lineage: Eukaryota; Ciliophora; Oligohymenophorea; Peniculida; Parameciidae
Exons: 1
Source: RefSeq, a predicted model, not a curated record